Molecule: messenger RNA, 231 nt
Organism: Guillardia theta CCMP2712
Lineage: Eukaryota; Cryptophyceae; Pyrenomonadales; Geminigeraceae
Exons: 2
Coding region: 1-231 (76 amino acids)
Source: RefSeq, a predicted model, not a curated record
AUGGCGGGACGCACGGUGGCUCUUGCAAGGAAUGUGGUGACUCCGGCGCUCUUGGAGCCAGGGCGCGGUUUCCUGCUCCGCUGGGGGCUCCUCGGGGGGAGCAAGGAGAAUUCGCCUACGGUUGCCAACCAGGCUAGAUUGAGUAGAGGCAGCUUGUAUUUCUUCUGCAUCGACCUGGGCAUUCGCAAGCCAUGCCUGCACCUUCUUGCAGGAUUCCCUUUCUUCGUAUGA